This is a messenger RNA of Pararge aegeria (speckled wood butterfly), 2883 nucleotides long. Its product is annotated as zinc finger protein 628-like. Gene Ontology annotation, cellular component: nucleus. The transcript is spliced from 10 exons. Lineage: Eukaryota; Metazoa; Arthropoda; Insecta; Lepidoptera; Nymphalidae. The coding region runs from base 91 to 2640 and encodes 849 amino acids. The record is from RefSeq and is a predicted model, not a curated record.
UUUUUAAAGUGUCGGAAAAGGACGAAGGUCCGUCGCGCGUCGCAUGACCCCGACGACAUCCUCGUGACGAUUCGCCCGAAGCUGGAAUUAAUGUUGAAAUACUUCAAUGAGAACAUAUCCCUAGCGCUCCAGGAGAGGUACAGGGACCUCCAUGAUUAUCGGAAGGCGGAAGUAGAGGACUCACCGCGGGAGGCUAAAGUACCGAAAAUAGCUGAGGAGGGUGAGACGGUCGGCGGCGAGGGCGCGUUUGAGCCGAGCGCCGCGCCGCCGUUCCCGCGCCUCCUGGAGCCACCAAAGGAAGAAGACAGUUUCGUGGCCAGCUGGCUGCACAACUCCUUCAAGAUGACGGCAGCCGAGGGCAGCGAGGCGGCUGCGGGAGGCAGUGCCUUGGACCUCCGUGCCGCGCCGCUCUCGCUUCACAUCCCGGCCAUCCAGAGCGAGGCACAGCGGUUUAAGAUGGACUUCUGGAACCGUAGCCGGCCCGCCUCACCUGUGCAGGAGCCUGCCGAUCACCAGCAGGCGGGCCCGGCACCACCUACCCCGCAGCCGCCAGUCACGCCGGACCACAAGAUCAUGGCUGAGAAACUUGUCAGUGAAAUACAGCAACAACAGCAGUCACCUUCUGCGGACUCUACAAUGAGCGAGCGGUCUCUUGUCCCAUUCGCAAUGCCGCCACAGCAUUCGCCCUCAGGAGAGCCGCCGGUCGGCGACCGCAACUCCAUGUUGCCCUUCGCAUUGGUAAAUUUCCUGAAUAGCCUCAAUAUCGAUCAACAGGCGAGAUCAGGGCAGAGCAUCAGCGAGCGAACGCUGGAAGAAUGCUGGUCGACACUUCAGCGAGUGAGUUGGCACCUGUUUCAAUGCAUCUUCAUGCACAAGAACGCAAUGCAAAUGCACGCGCGGGAGCUCCAACGGGGUCUAGGAGGCGAGGUGAAGCCUCACCAGUGCCAGCAGUGCUUGAAGUCCUUCAGCUCCAACCACCAGCUUGUCCAGCACAUCCGCGUCCACACGGGGGAGAAGCCUUACAAGUGUUCGUACUGCGACAGACGGUUCAAACAGCUCAGCCAUGUCCAACAGCACACAAGGCUGCAUACAGGCGAGCGCCCCUACAAGUGCCACCUACCAGAAUGUGGGAGAGCGUUCAUCCAGCUGUCAAACCUCCAGCAGCACCUACGCAACCACGACGCCCAGGUCGAGAGAGCCAAAAACAGACCAUUCCACUGUAACAUUUGUGGGAAAGGGUUUGCCACUGAAAGCAGCUUGCGGACCCAUACGGCCAAGGAGCUUCAGCUGCACCUUGGUGUUUUGCAGCAACACGCGGCCCUCAUGAUAGGAGGCGCCGCCGCCACUCCUUGCCCAAUAUGCCACAAAGUCGUUUUCGGUGGCGAAGCACUAGUCGAACAUAUGAAGAACACGCAUAAGGACCCAAAUGCGUCCGGCGUUGCGAGUCCACCCGCCACAUCACCGUACCCGGCGCAAGCUAAACCACCUGUUGAUCCUUAUAUAGCGAAGCGGAGAACUGCUAAUCACCCGUGUCCGGUUUGUGGGAAGCAUUACGUUAACGAAGGUUCCCUGAGAAAGCACCUGGCAUGCCAUCCUGAAACCCAGCUCACGAGUGGCCUUCGAAUGUGGCCGUGUUCUGUCUGCCAAGCAGUGUUUACACAUGAAAGUGGUCUACUGUCCCACAUGGAGCAUAUGAGAAUGGAGCCUAAACACCAGUUCGCUGCUCAAUACGUCCUCUCCAGAGCAGCGGCGGAGAGACGAGAACGAGACAUCCUCGCUGCCGUAUCAGCAUCCGCUGGGGGAUCGGGACUGCUCAACUUAGCUCCUCCAUCACCAGCGCACUCGGACUCAUCAUCCAACGGCCGGCUCUCAUCAUCAGCGGGCUCCGAAGCUGGUGCGACGGUAAAUAAACUUUCUGACUUACUCCGAUCAGCCAACAACGGUCACCAAGCGUAUGGAGAUGAAAGGGUUGCAGCUAUCGCAGCCGCAGCAGCGAACAUGAUGGCUCAACCAGGAGAAGGAGCUAAUGCUGUUCAAGUUGCAGCGGCUAAUCUAGUUACAGCUAUGCGUCAGCAGUUAGCAAGAGAACCACCCACGCAACACCCUCCUGAAACACCCCCAGCGCCGACCGAAGCAGCACUACGAAUCCAACAAGCCGAAGCUUUGCUACGAAGUCAGGCCGAAGCGUUGCGGCUAGCAGUUUCCCAAGCAGCAGCAGCCCAUAGCAAUGAAAGUCCGAGCCCCUUGAGACACAACGGAGGGUUCCCACAAGCAAAUGACGCAAGCGGGCAGCUGUCUCCAGAAUUAGUGGAGGCGUUUAGAAUCGCUCAAGAGCAACGGUUAGAACAGGCUUUGAGGUUGCACGAUCCAAGAAUGCUUGGGUUCAAUUUGCCGUCACCUGUUCAGCAAGCGGCGCAACAGGCUGUCGCUGCUCAGGCGGCUCAAGCGGCUCAAGCUCAGGCUCAAGCUGCUCAAGCCGCGCAAGCUGCUCAAGCUGCUCAGGCUGCUCAACAGGUAGUUCAGCAGCAGCAGCAAAUGCAUCAAGCUGCUCAAGCAGCGCAAGCGGCACAAGCUGCUCAACAUGCUGCCCAGCAAGCAGCGCAGCAAGCCGUUCACCUGCAGCAAAACCCUCAGCCAUGAAAAUUCAGCUAUUACUAAUCCGACGCGAUUUCGGCUCUUUAACUUUUGUUGACAAAAAUAAAAUCAAUUAUCAAACCGAGUCUAAGUUAUUAACUACUUUCGAAAUGUGGAAAAAUAAUUAUUUUCAACGGAGCGUUAAAUGAAAUCGCCUCUGGUUAGUGAUUGAGUUCGUUUUUCUUACAACAGACAUGUUUUUUAGAACGAAACAUUUAAUUUCUUUUUACGUUAUGGCCGAAUAAAUAA